This is a messenger RNA of Lotus japonicus, 1125 nucleotides long. RefSeq lists its product as uncharacterized. The coding region runs from base 145 to 891 and encodes 248 amino acids. The transcript has a single exon. Lineage: Eukaryota; Viridiplantae; Streptophyta; Magnoliopsida; Fabales; Fabaceae. The record is from RefSeq and is a predicted model, not a curated record.
ACCUUAAUAUAUCCCUUUUUUCCAUUUAUAAUCCUCCCACUCCCUCUUCUCUUUCUCUUUCACCACCGCAAUACACCACACGUCCACACCGCUCUGUUCCCCUCCAUUGCUCCACUCUCACAUUUCCUUCUUCUCUCAUCUCACAUGUGGCCACCCUGGUUGAGCUCACCGAGCAGGUUCCACAACUCGCCUUCACCCUCACCGUCGCCGUCACCGUCACCGUCGCAUCCGCAUUCUCGUGCCCGCUCCACCAGCUUCUCCUGCUCUUCCUUCAAAGACAUUCAAAGCCUCCUCGAAGAUAACCCCGAACCAGAACCCCCCAAAUCCCCCUCCACCUCCCUCUUCCGCCGCAUCCGCAUCUCCACCGCCGUCCUCCGCGCCUGGGGCGCCCCACGCGCCGCCGCAGUCACACUCCCUCCAGGCCUCGACCAGCGCGUGGUCGUCUACUUCACCAGCCUCCGCGUCGUCCGCCGCACCUUCGACGACUGCAAAACCGUCCGAUCCAUCCUCCGCGGCCUCCGCGUCGCCGUCGACGAGCGCGACGUCUCCAUCGACGACCGGUUCCUCGACGAGCUCCACGGGAUCCUCGGCCGCCGCAGUGUUACACUCCCAAAGGUCUUCGUCGGCGGCAUCUGCGUCGGCGGCGCCGACGAUGUACGGCAGAUGCACGAGAGCGGCGAGCUGCAGCGUUUGAUCGAACGGUUGCCAAGGUCGAAUCAGAAAGGUUGUGAUUGCUGUGGAGGGCUCAGAUUCGUCGUGUGUGAUGAGUGUAGCGGAAGUCAUAAAGUGUUCACGGAGAAGAACGGGUUCAGAAGCUGCUCAUCUUGCAAUGCCAACGGCUUGAUCAGGUGCCCUGCAUGUUUCUUCGUGCUCCCGCGUCACACCAGAUAGUUACACUCUCUCUCUCUUUCUCUUAUUUAGUUACAGCUCACAAACAACUCAGCUAUAAGAGACAUAGAGAAUGGGAAUGAAUUAACUAUUGUGCUUAAUAACUGUAUAAUCAAGUUAGUUUAAUCAUCUAGUAUUAUUAUUAUAUGAUUUGGUAUUAGGAGCCAGCUUUGAUUUUGUUAUCAUGCUAUUCUACAGUUAUGGUUCACAUGAAGUAAUUAGAUCACACUAUUCCUA